AUGCAGAUUGGUAUAAUCGGUGGUUCCGGGUUCGAUGACCCGAAUCUAUUUGAGAACCCUAUUGAGAGAGAAAUAACCACACCUUUUGGGAAACCUUCUGACGUGCUACUAGAAGGUAACAUCAAGGGCGUAUCUUGCGUCCUCUUAGCCAGACAUGGAAGAAAACAUCAGUAUCAACCCAGUGAUGUAAACUAUCGUGCGAACAUCUGGGCGCUGAAGAUGGUAGGUUGCACGCACAUCCUAGCCACCACUGCGACUGGCUCACUAGUGGAGCAAUACCGGCCCGGGGACUUGGUUGUACUGGAUGACUUUAUUGACAGGACGUGGGGCCGCCAGUGCACGUUCUACGACGGCACGGCGGGCGGGCCGCGCGGCGUGUGCCACCUGCCCAUGCGGCCCGCCUUCUGCGAGCGCGCGCGCCGGGCGCUGCUCAGCGCCGCCCGCGGCCGCGCACUCGUGUGCCACGCGGCCGGCACCGCCGUCACCGUGCAGGGGCCCAGAUUCUCCAGCCGCGCCGAAAGUUUGAUGCAUCGCCAAUGGGGCGGACACGUCGUCAACAUGACUACAGUACCGGAAGUGGUGCUGGCGAAGGAGGCGGGGCUGAGCUACGCGGCCGUCGCGCUCGUCACCGACUACGACUGCUGGCGGGAGAACGAGCAGUCCGUGUCAGUUAGCGAGGUCCUCGAAAUAUUCGCGAGGAACAUUAAAAAAGCGAUUGAUGUUAUCGUAGACGGCGUGCAGAUACUAGCCGCUGACUCCGACUACACCUACCUCGACUGUCACAAGGACCUCGUCAGCUCAGCCAUUAUGUUGAAGAAUUGAAAAUUUUAAGUCUUUAAAAUGAAUAAACAUUUAAUAUAU
Melitaea cinxia (Glanville fritillary) is the source of this 861-nucleotide messenger RNA. It is a transcript of the gene Mtap, whose product is annotated as S-methyl-5'-thioadenosine phosphorylase. Gene Ontology annotation, molecular function: S-methyl-5-thioadenosine phosphorylase activity. The coding region runs from base 1 to 822 and encodes 273 amino acids. The transcript has 7 exons. Gene Ontology annotation, cellular component: cytosol. The record is from RefSeq and is a predicted model, not a curated record. Gene Ontology annotation, biological process: nucleoside metabolic process. Lineage: Eukaryota; Metazoa; Arthropoda; Insecta; Lepidoptera; Nymphalidae.